AUAAACCCGCAGCGCUUCUCAGCAGGGAGAGGGAGAGAGAAAGAGCUCUCGAGUUCUCAAAGAAUCAAAGCAAAGCUGCUGCUGGACAGACUCAGGCAAUAAGGAGACGUGCUUAUAUCCACAGGCUGCUGUAGCAUCUCUGAAAAGAUUCUGCAAAAGGAAUAGAAAGCUCUUGCCACAUCCCAGCCAUCAAUCAUGAAUGAAAACCGCUUGGCUAUCGACAUUCUGCUCUUGUGUAUAUCCUGUGGAGCAAGUGCACUGGCAGCCUUCAGUCCAACUGCCUCUUCAUCUCUGCCAGCAACCAAUUUCACUGAUAUUGGCUCUGCGCCUCCAAAAUAUCUCACAGAGGCCGCAAACCUUCCCAAAACCAGACGGAAACGUUAUAUUUCCCAGAACGAUAUGCUUGCUAUACUUGAUUACCAUAAUAAAGUCAGAGGGAAAGUUUUCCCCCCAGCCUCAAACAUGGAAUAUAUGGUCUGGGAUGACACUCUUGCAAAGACGGCUGAGCAGUGGGCGUCCACUUGUAUUUGGGAGCAUGGUCCACGCAAUCUUCUUAGAUUUCUGGGUCAGAACCUUUCAGUUCGAACAGGAAGGUACAGGUCCAUUUUGCAGCUGGUAAAGCCCUGGUAUGAUGAAGUGAAGGACUAUUCUUUUCCCUAUCCUCGAGACUGCAAUCCCAGAUGCCCCCUUAAGUGCUACGGACCUAUGUGCACUCAUUAUACACAAAUGGUGUGGGCAACCUCAAAUAAAGUAGGAUGUGCCAUCAACACAUGCAGUAAUAUGAAUGUUUGGGGCUCGGUAUGGAAGAGAGCGACAUACUUGGUCUGCAACUAUUCUCCGAAAGGUAACUGGAUUGGUGAGGCCCCGUAUAAAGUAGGUGUUCCUUGCUCCAUGUGCCCUCCGAGCUAUGGAGGAUCAUGCAGUAACAACAUGUGCUUUCCUGCUGUGAACUCAAAUUACCUGCACUGGUUCAAAUAAACACAGACAGACAGAAUGCACAUGCCCCAUCACAGAGACACUGUCCCUUAUGGGAUUUUGCACAACAUUCCUGCAUCACCCAGUUUUUUUUUAAUAUAUGGGCCAUAUAGGACCAUGGGUUGCAAGGCAGCAAUUUUUUAAAGACUUGUACAUAACUUAUUUUGUAAUGUUUAUACCAUAAUUAUAUUAUUUGUGUAUAGACCCAUGUAUAGGAAAUGGUUUAUUUCCUGAGAGGGACUCUACUGUGAUCUGUCAAGACAUGAUUGGUGCUUACAGUAUUCAGCUGUAACUCUACUCAGAGAACACAAACUCCUAUCAGGCUUUGUUAGCAAGCCUAACAUUGCAAGUAGUACCAGGCUCGUCUUAAAGGGAAUCCUGGGUUAUAUGGCUUAAUGUAACAUAAAUGAUGGCUCUUACUGAAAUAUGUAGUAGAAAACCCAUUAAAUAUUUACUUUAAUUUAAAAAAUUCACAUCGUUUAAUACAUAUCUUGUAGUAUGGGGAGCACCAUUAUUUCAGUGAUGUAAAAUGGUUGCACUCGAGCUACUGAAGCUACCUGUUGCUAUUUUUUCUGCAACAAAACUCAGAAUACAACUCUGAAAAUAAAAUUCUGAUACUGAACGGCAACUGAAAGAGCUUACAGGUGGCGAUGGAUACAAGCAUAGGGUUAAACCAAAUGCCGUACCAUCUGUUUUUUAAACGCCCCUGGAUAUUGAGUGAAAUCUACACUGAGAAACUCCUUCAGCGGCUGCGGCAUCACGACAGUCAGCAUGUUUGCAUCCUAUCAGGAUGGCAUCUAGCGUUUCUUGUCUCUGCCAUUUGUAAGCUCUUUCAGUAGCUGUGGUCUACUAAAAGCCUCAAAGACAUCAGGGCUAAAGUGGAGUUUUAUUCGUUCGCAGACAUGUUCCCAUUCUUUUCUUUUCUUCUUAUCGCUAGGAAAGCAGUGAAGACUUGCAUCGUUUCUCUUUUUCCCCUUUGACUGAAAAUUACAACCAAAAGCUGCACAAUCUUUUGCUUUGUAUCAGUAUUUUCUUUUCCAAAUUGUGUGUUCCAAGUUGUGUUGUGGUAAAAUAGCAACAGGUAGCACCAGUAGCUCACAGAGUGCAACCAUUUUACAUCACUGAAAUAAUGGCGCCCCCUCAUAGUCCAAAAUAUGUAUAAAACGAUGUUUUUUAAAAAUAACGUAUCUUUCAUGCGUUUUCUACUACAUAUUUCAAUAAAAGACAUACGUUUUAUUAAGCCACAGAAGUCUAAACACCCAGGGUUCCCUUUAAAGGAAUAGUUCACCCAAAAAUGAAAAUUCUGUACUUCACUGUACUCACCCUCGUGUCGUUCCGAGCGUGUAUGGCUUUCUUUCAUCCGUGGAAGACAAAAGAUAUAUUUUGUAGAACUCUUUAGCUGUUUUUGUGUAUAUUUUUAUAAAGGUCAGAAAAGUCCUUUAUGACUUUAAUCAUACAUACAGAAACUGCUAAAACAUUCUUCCAAAUAUCAUGUCAUGUCUGUCAUCCUCCUUCUCAUGUUGUUCAAGACUUGUAUGACAUAAAACAAAUCUUUUAAAGAAUUUUGGUAAGCAAACUGUUUUGGUUUCCAAUGGAAGUCAACGGUUUGGUUGCCAACGUUCUUCAAAAUAUCAUCUUUUGUGCAAGUCAUAUAGGUUUGGAACAACGUAGAUGAUGACAAAAAUGAACUUUCAUUUUUGGGUGUGCUACCAAUUUAAAUCAAUGCAAUCAAAUGGCUUUAGUUCUAGCAGCCUGUUUUGUGUAACGUCAUAUCUUUUAACCCUGGAGGUUGACUUUUCGUGUUUCAGUUAAAAACUUAAGCUAGCUCUUCGUGACACAACAGUACUUCACUGGGUUGAAUACACUCACUGGUAUUCUUGGUAAUUCUUUGCUUCGGGUCUUCUUUUUUGGAAGGUUUCCACAUGCUUAAAGCCUACAAACGUGAGCUUGGGGCUUAGAAAUCAUGGAAUGUUGAUUAGAAAUCGUUUUUACAUUUUGCAACCCCAGAAAGAGUAUUUAGUGAGAUGGCUAAUCAUGCUGUACCCUAAUGAAAUGUUGAGAUGGAUUAACAUGGAAACAUGUUUGAUGUGUGCACCUUAAAAUGUUUUUAAAUGUGUUUUUAGUUAUUAAGCUGUCAUUAAUGGUGAUUUUUACCAUUUGUAUAUACAUUUAUUGUGAUUUUUCAGCAGUAUAGUCUUUACAAUGCAUGCAUAACAGUGGCACACUAUUGCAUUGUAUUGCACUGUGUAGAUUUCACUUUUUGAACUGCAUCUCAAAAGCACUUAGGAAAUCUACCAGGCAGUACUUUGCAAUAAUCUGGACUUGGAGGAGGGGAUAUAAAGAGCUAUUUAUCCCUUUCCUCCCAUAGAUUCAGCAUGUUCAACAUGACGUCAUUUAUUGAAAUUGUAUUUUCUGUUAAAUUCUGUUUUGUAAAAUAUUAUUUUUAAGUUUGUCAUAGACUGCAUCUCUUAUUGUGUUAAUAUGUCUUUGCAGACCUCUGAUUUUUGUGCUAAACAAGUUAUGGUGCUAGGUUUAAUAAGCAUAAUGUAAAUGUGUGUGUUUGCACCUAUUGUUAAGACUCAAUAUACAAUACAUAAAUGACAACUGUAUUUCAGUAACACUUUAUUUAUCAUUUGAAAUAAGCUGUACAUAGCCUUUUUAUACAAAUCUUUUUUUUAAUAUAAAAUUUGUUAUUUAAACUUGUCAUUCUGUGCCUUAUUGCAAAGCUACAACACUGUUCAAAGGUUUGGGAUUGGUAUUAUUUUUAAGAAAUUAAUACUUACAUUAGCACUAAAUUGAUCAAAGAGACAGUAAAUUAAUUCAUGGUGUCACAAAGAUUUAAAUCUUAAACAAAUGCUGUAAAAAAACAAUAUUAAGCAGUCUUUGUUAGCAUAAGAACCUGCUUUAAAAACCAUUUGAAGAUUUUAUCGGCCCUAAACUUUUGAAAGCUCUCAAAUAACACCCAUCAGCAACAGUUUUUUUUUAAUGGUGAGAGUUUUGGAUCAAGACUUGUUGUUGAAAGAGACGUCAUCGGUGCAGGUUGAGGGUUGAAACGUUUUUGGCCUUUGGCCUGCAACCAAAAACAAAUACGUUCAACCCAGAAACCUUGUUAUUAUUUGAAGUCUGUAUGUUUUAUAGAAGAAUAAACAA
This is a messenger RNA of Labeo rohita (rohu), 4125 nucleotides long. It is a transcript of the gene pi15a, whose product is annotated as peptidase inhibitor 15a. Bases 196 to 978 code for a protein of 260 amino acids. NCBI's taxonomy places the organism in Eukaryota, Metazoa, Chordata, Actinopteri, Cypriniformes, Cyprinidae. The record is from RefSeq and is a predicted model, not a curated record. Gene Ontology annotation, cellular component: extracellular region. The transcript is spliced from 6 exons.